CGUCUCCAAAUCUCAUAAAAAAAAUGGCACUCAAGUUGUAUGGCAUUGCCAUGUCCACUUGCACUUCGCGUGUGAUGACCUGUUUGCAUGAGAAGAAAGUAGAUUUUGAGCUUGUUCCUGUCAACCUUUUCGCUGGUGAACACAAGCAGCCCCCAUUCCUAGCCAAGAACCCCUUUGGCCUGAUUCCAGUGCUAGAAGACGGCGAUCUCACUCUUUUUGAAUCUAGAGCAAUCUCAGCAUAUGUGGCUGAAAAGUUCACGGAAACUGGCUAUGAUCUGAUUAGGUACCAAAACCUGAAAGAAGCUGCUCAGGUCAGAGUGUGGAUGGAGGUUGAAUCCCAGCAAUACCAUCCUGCAAUUUCUCCAAUUGUCUUCCAGUUCUUUGUGGCACCUCUCCAGGGCAAAACCCCCGAUCAAGCAAUCAUAGAUGAAAACUUGGUGAAGCUGGGCAAAGUGCUUGAUAUAUAUCAGGAUAAGCUGAGCCACACCAAGUACCUUGCUGGAGAUUUUUACAGCUUAGCCGAUUUGUUCCACCUGCCUUACACUUACUAUUUCAUGAAGACUCCUUGUGCAAAUCUGAUAAAUGACCGUCCACACGUUAAGGCUUGGUGGGAGGAUAUUUCUUCAAGGCCUGCUUUCCAGAAAGUGGCUUCAGCUAUGACUUUCGGCGAGAAAGGAAACUGAUAUGAAAGGAUUACAAUUUUUAUGAAUUUAAAGAACUUUUUUGGCAUUGUUGGAGUUGGUUUUUCCGCUUUAUUUUAAUGGAAUUAUAAUAAUUUGAAAGUGUGAUGCUUGUUCUUUCUUUUCUCUUUUUCCCUUCUAUGAUUA
This is a messenger RNA of Durio zibethinus, 827 nucleotides long. It is a transcript of the gene ATGSTF13, whose product is annotated as Glutathione S-transferase family protein. NCBI's taxonomy places the organism in Eukaryota, Viridiplantae, Streptophyta, Magnoliopsida, Malvales, Malvaceae. Gene Ontology annotation, biological process: glutathione metabolic process. Gene Ontology annotation, molecular function: glutathione transferase activity; glutathione binding. The record is from RefSeq and is a predicted model, not a curated record. Gene Ontology annotation, cellular component: cytoplasm.